This is a messenger RNA of Dicrocoelium dendriticum, 2362 nucleotides long. NCBI's taxonomy places the organism in Eukaryota, Metazoa, Platyhelminthes, Trematoda, Plagiorchiida, Dicrocoeliidae. The record is from the annotation of a GenBank genome assembly.
GGUCUCCCACUGUUCCCCGGAGAAGACGAAGGAGAUCAGCUUGCAUGCAUUAUGGAAGUUCUAGGAGUUCCACCGUCUGAGAUGUUACAGAACAGUCCUCAAGUAGAGCGCUACUUCGUGGAGCAUCGUGCAUCGAAGUCAGGAAACUCUGAUGUGCAAAAUUUCGUCGAAAGAAUCACAAUGAGCCCUCAUCGUGACGUCGUAUACUUGCCACGCUACUGCUCUAUUCGAUAUCCGGAUGACGGAGGGCCUCCUGAAAUCGGGCCAGGAGUUGCAAAACGUUCUGGACAUAAGAGGGGCGUCCCUGCGAGCAAGCCUCUUCUGUUCGCCAUACUGCAACCAAGGCACGGCCGGUUCCGGCAGAAAGAUUCCCAGAGUAUGGCAAACUUGAGUGUGGAUCUGGGCGCAUUCCGAACUACGGAAGAAAAAGUAGUUUCCAAAGACAAUGAACUAUUGCUCGGUUUAAUGUUGGCCUGCCUCACGUGGUUACCGAACGAACGCAUUAAACCCUACAAAGCAAUCCAACACGGAUGGCUGCAAAAUUUCAGUAAGAGGAGCACCGGGAGUUCUCAGCCUCGCCAACGGAUACGCAGUAUGGAAGUAUCGCAAAUGGUCACUUACAGAGAUUCCGGCCCAAUUCGUUGGGAAAAAGAACAUGUAGACCAAUCCAAAACAUCAACCGACGAGCUGAUAACGGCUAUUCCGAGAAGACGUAAGGCCACCGGAAGGUCCAGGACUGAAUGUAUAUCAUCCCGGCCAAUAACCAUAUGUGACGCAAACACAAUUAAUUGGAUCAAGGAAGAACCAAUAGUACAAUCGACAGAUAGUAGUACGAAUCUGAAUGACCAAGUAACGAGAACCAACUUACAAAUACAACCUUCCUCGUAUCAAACGAGCUGGAUUCCAGCAACGAAAACGAAGACAGUCUCUCCGGUAACAUCGCUAGGGAGCAUAGCUGAGUUUAGUGACUCUGUCAUUUCAUCAAAAGGCUCCGAUCAAACAACAAGACGUGUAACUCUUAUUUACGCCAAUGCCAAAAAUGCAGGAGCAUCGGAGGAUAGUGAAACAAACGUGGACAACGCGACCUCAGAGAGAGAAGGAACAAGAGUACGUGUAGGUCCUUCAGGUGUGCCAUAUGAGACGAAUAUACGAAGAAGAGAAAGCGCCCAAACGGCGCAUCUGAAUACCUCCCGUCGUCCGUAUUCUGAAUUCUACUCAGUGACAGAAAUUCAACAGUGCAAUACAAAUGCAGAAAAAAGUGGAAUAAAUGCACUACCGACUGGACCCAUAACGAGCUCGGUAGAUAGCAAUGGGAAAUGCGCCCAUACUCAGAGGACAUGCCGGCAAAUACCGUCAAGCAAAGAGAGUGGAGAUCAGCAAUAUACUAACCAUGCUCACACCUUUCAGUUGGCUUUCACUGGCGGUUUGGCCUUACGAAGCACAAACAGUGGCAACAACGGCCAGGUGAUAAUCACCAAGGUGUUGGAACCAGUGAACGUAAAAAGACAACCCAGAACGGCUCAGGCGAUCCGACGAAACAGUGAAUUGAUGACCAGUUCUAUCUUGAAUGUAAACGAACCACGAUUAAUAGGAAUAGGGAACCGACGACAUGGUCUACCCAGUCAUGUGAGCGAUGAGAAUGCACGCAACGAUCAGCAACACCUCCAAGCCUGCCGAGGGGACCAGUGCAAACAAGGGGCGGUGUCAUGGAACCCGCUCACUUCACCUUCAAUUGCGAAGACAAACCAGCACACUUCUGAGGCUGGAUUACCUGAUGUUGCAUCGAAACCUGGUAGGGAAGCAUUGUCGUAUAGUCUAAACCGGGUAAUCCGCAAAUCCGAUGGUGCCUCUGGGGAGGACAACGGAUGGGCAAAACAUACACACUACCAACAACUGUCUGCGGCACAAAACAACAUAAUCCUUCGCAGAAUGGCCGUGCCUCCGCAGUACCGAGGCACGGUGGUUGAACUCAGAUCACAGGCACAUAAUAUGAGGCGUUAAACUGCCCGACUGGAAGCCAACGAUAAGCAGGUGUUUGUGACUGCUGUCGAAAUCAAGAGAACAAAACACGCGGCGAAAAUCUUCACCCAGUUCUAUUUGGAAUCCAAACGACCCAUGGGGUCGUUCUGGUACACUGUGAUGUGAAUUAAGCGUAAAGUAUACCAGUAACAGUCUUUCAAAACUACCUUAUGUACCAUAUUCCUACAACAUGCAACCAACUGCAGAUAACAGUGAUGAACGGCUUGCCAUCUGUUUAAUGCUUGGCUUGAGUUUGUGAAAAAAUGCUAACACUCCUCUACUGUGAUACACAUUUGCAUAAAAUGAUGGGACUACAAAUCAUUUAUAUUCACUUGUAUUUACA